UCCAUCAUAUUCUUUACUUGUAUUCUGAAUAAUAGGUGCGCACCACCAUGCCCGUUUUAUGGCUUAUUCGAUAUAUUUUCUCAAAAUGCAACUUCUUUCUUAUCAAUUUGAAAUGAGCCACGAGGAAUCAAAAGCUGUAAAGGAGAUGUCAAUAUUCAUUGCGCUUUUUCACAGCGAAGCGUUUUUAAAAUCCAGGCUGUCCACAAUCUCACCAGCAGUGGAUUUGAAAUACUUGUCUUUAAUGCAACUGUACAAACAAGAAAAUCUGGCAGCUGCUACCGUUGCGAUAAAGUCUGUGCAUAAUCAUUUAUGGUACUUAACUGAAGAAGCAGUGGUACUAUCUAUUUUUGACAGCGAACUUGAUUCUGCUCUAAGACAGCGUUUGGUUGAAAAGCUGCUAACGAUCCCUCGUCCUAAAUCGUACGCCCCCGGGAAACCGAAAUUUCCCAAAAUAAAUAGCGCCGGAACGAUUAUCGAUUACCCAAAUCAAUUGACAACUUUCCUCGGGCCUCGUAGCUGGUUGUUAUUCUCUUUGCUGAAUUUAGGUGAUGAAUGCUUUGAUUGGAUGUAUACACCAGUGGAUUCUUGGAAAAAUAUGGCUGGGUAUAAAAAAAUUGAAAAGAUUGUGCGUUCAUUUGAAGUUGUAAAUGACUGCGCUGAGAGGGCGAUAAAAUUGAUUUCAGACUUUAAAGAUACGGUGGUAAAAGUAACUGACCAAGAGUAUUUAUUCCAGGUGAUAGAAGAUCACAGAACACACUUCACAUCGUUCAAUAAAUCUAGUUUGAAAAACCUUUGAAUUGUUGUAUCACUGAACGAAAAUAAUACAAUUUCUUUUACAAUAAUAACUUC
Messenger RNA from Daphnia magna, 849 nucleotides. RefSeq lists its product as uncharacterized. The coding region runs from base 59 to 796 and encodes 245 amino acids. The transcript has a single exon. The record is from RefSeq and is a predicted model, not a curated record. NCBI's taxonomy places the organism in Eukaryota, Metazoa, Arthropoda, Branchiopoda, Diplostraca, Daphniidae.